Molecule: messenger RNA, 1620 nt
Organism: Plenodomus lingam JN3
Lineage: Eukaryota; Fungi; Ascomycota; Dothideomycetes; Pleosporales; Leptosphaeriaceae
Biological process (GO): cellular response to heat
Cellular component (GO): cytoplasm
Molecular function (GO): ATP hydrolysis activity; protein binding; ATP binding
Source: RefSeq, a predicted model, not a curated record
AUGGCUAACUUUCAUCCCCGGAUGGUAUCUUUUGUAUUUGCGUUGACGGACAAUCACCUUUUGCCGGAAACGGCUGAAAUAAACGAAGACUGUUCACCUGACCACGAAAUCGAACAAAUGAUGAGGGCGAAUGCAUGCACUUUUCACACGAUGGCGCUCUCUCACGCUAUCUCUCGUGGGUGCAGUAUUGAUUCGGUUAAAAAGUAUCUUCAACAUUUUCGCCAAAAUCCCGAAGAAUUUGCAGAGAUAAUGCAACUCGGGGCACCGGUAUUGUACUAUGCGAUUGGAAGAAACUCGCCAGAGUUAUUGAAAUUACUCAUCGAAGCUGGAAUAGGACCGAAUGAACGGCAGGAUGGAGAUAGCAUGCUGCCGCCGCUCGCAUUUGCUGUCAUCCAUGGACAUUUGCAGUCACUGGAUACUACGGAGAUGGUAAGGAUACUUUUGGCUUCUGGUUUUGACCCCAUGAUUAUCCCUAAACACCUGUGGGGAAAAUAUGUUGAGAAGCCGGAGGAAGUCUGGCCCAAGACGAAGAAAAGCAUAAAGCCACUUUGGUGCGACGAAAAGAUUCACCAAUUACUGGCGCAAGGCUUGAAUGUCAGCCAGAGGUACUAUUUGUAUCAAGCAAGUAUCCGAAAGCCUUUGACGGCGGGGGAAACGCAACUCGCACAGAUUCAUAAAGCUUCAGGCCUUUUGAAGUUGCCCUAUUAUAUGAUAGGCCAACUUCCCAUCAUUCAAAAUCUCCAGCAAACCAUUUUGGGCCAUCUCGAUUUCCCUCAAUCUCUUGUUAUGGUAUUUGCUGGCCCUCCAGGACACGGCAAAACCGAGCUAGCGCAACAACUAGGUAACCUACUGAACGUGGAGAGUGUGGUAGUUCCCUGCUCACAGAUGGAAACGGAUUUUCAGAUCCUAGGACCUCAUCAAGGCUAUAAUGGCUACAAAGAUGGCUCAUUACUGAACAAUCACUUAGCAAUGAAUCACGGAAGAUUCUCUGUCGUCUUUUUAGACGAAUUUGACAAAACUUCAACCAAGGUAUGCGACGCAUUGCUGACGCUGAUGUCGGAAGGUGUUCACCGAGACCGGAGGAAUGAAAAUCCCAUUGACUGUAGCAGGACAAUAUGGAUUCUGGCAAGCAAUAAAGGGGACAAAGCUAUUCAGAGAUUCGAUCAAGGAAAUCUCAAGAACAUGGAUGAGCCGGAGAAACUGACGAAACCUCUGGUAUCCCGCAUCGACCACAUAUUUCCUUUUUUCCCCUUCUCUCACAGUGAAUCAGCUGUCGUCGCACACAAAUUUCUUCUCCAAAACGCCGCUCACCUGCGACGUGAUAUUGACCUAAGCGACGACGCAAGACGGCAUAUGGGCCACUGCGUAAUAACCUGCACCGAGGAUUGGAAGAUUUGCAGUCAUAUGGCUGAAAUGGGAUAUGAUGAAGAUUCGGGGGCACGAGGAUUGAAAAGAGAAGCCAGGAAAAUUUUGGAUGAGGCGCGAAACGUUUAUAAUUCCAUUCCUGGGGUUGUGUCAGACACGUUGAAUGAUGGCCCAUAUGAACGCCUGGAAGUUACAUUGGUACCGCUAGGUGACAACUUGUAUGAUUACAGCGUAUCACGGAAGUUGCUUGAAUGA